Centruroides sculpturatus (bark scorpion) is the source of this 649-nucleotide messenger RNA. RefSeq lists its product as uncharacterized. The transcript is spliced from 3 exons. NCBI's taxonomy places the organism in Eukaryota, Metazoa, Arthropoda, Arachnida, Scorpiones, Buthidae. Bases 62 to 649 code for a protein of 195 amino acids. The record is from RefSeq and is a predicted model, not a curated record.
AAAGUUUACGUGACAAUUAUACAAAAUUUUUCGAGUAAACACGUAGAUCACAAUUACGCAUAUGACGAUGAAGUUGAUUCGUUCUUUCUCUCUCUUCUUAAUUUUUGUUACCAGCUUGUUUGAUGGUUCGUGUGGAAGAAAAAGCGGGAAGGGACCAGAAAAGUAUUAUUGUCAAUGCGAUAAUUGCAUAAGCAAAGAAGAAUUUAUUGAACACAAGAAAUAUCCUACUAUGUAUGAUUUCAUGCGACAUAUGCCUGUGAUCGGAACGAUGUAUACUAAGCCAUUUACACAAUUAAACAGCAGAGAAAUUGCUGGUAUGGUAGAUGCUUUGACUGCAGAAGCCAAGAAACUAAAUGAAGAUUACGAAUCGGUAACAGAGGAAAACGUUAAGAACAUAUACACUCCAGCAAAACAUAUUUUUGAAGCACUUGAGAAACAUGUAAUUCGACAAGUUAAUAAAAAUGAUGUAAGAGAUUCCACUGUACAACUGUACGAAGUAAAAAAUUCUCUGAAUAAUAAAUUAAUUAAUGAUUCAGAAAUUCGAGAUGACGAAAUUAACUUCACUGAGAAAACCUUAGGUUUAAUUAAAGGUGUUUAUUUUAAUCUUGAUUCAUAUCUAUUCAUCAUAUCUAUGAAAACUCUUUCAUAG